GACCAGGGGUUGGGGACAGGGGAGGGGUUGGGGACAAGCAGGGGCUCUGGGACAAUUGAGGGACAAGGGACAACCAGGGGCUUGGGGACACCUGAGGGACCACAGGUGACAGAGACUCAUAGGAUGGUCAAGGGGUUGGGGACAGUUGAUGGUUUGGGGACAACCAAGGGCUUGGGGACAACUGAGGGACAAGGGACAACCAGGGGCUUGGGGACACCUGAGGGACCACAGGUGACAGAGACUCAUAGGAUGGUCAAGGGGUUGGGGACAGUUGAUGGUUUGGGGACAACCAAGGGCUUGGGGACAACUGAGGGACAAGGGACAACCAGGGGCCUGGGGACACCUGAGGGACCACAGGUGACAGAGACUCAUAGGAUGGUCAAGGGGUUGGGGACAGUUGAUGGUUUGGGGACAACCAAGGGCUUGGGGACAAUUGAAGGACAAGGGCCAACCAAGGGCUUGGGGACACCGGGGGACAAGGGCUUGGGGACACCGGGGGACAAGGACUUGGGGACACCGGGGGACAAGGGCUUGGGGACACCGGGGGACAAGGACUUGGGGCCAGUUGAGGGACACGGGAUGGUCAAGGGGAUGGUGAAGAGCUGGAAGAUGGUGGAGGGACGGGGGGGACAGGGGACAGUGGGGACAAUGGGGGGACAGGGGACAGUUGGUAGCCACGAGGCCACCAGGAAAGAGGAGGGACCAGGUCUGGCCAAGGGUCCUUGGCCCAGCGUGGUGGCCAUGACACCUGUGGCCACCGUGGCACCCACGGCCACCGUGACGCCCACGAAGACCAUGACGCCCAUGACCACCCCGAGUCCAACCAACAACACGGCGGCCAUGACGGUUGUGACCACCUCAAGUCCCCCCAAGGUGGCCAUGACACCUGUGGCCACCAUGAGUCCCAUGGCGGCCAUGAAGACCACGGGUCCCGCCCCAACGAUGGCGCCCACAACACCCGCAAGUCCCUCAAGUCCCACCACAACCACAGCGGCCAUGACACCCGUGACCACCUCGAGUCCCAGCAAGGUGGCCAUGACACCCGUGACCACCAUGAGUCCCACAGCGGCCAUGACACCCGUGACCACCACAAGUCCUACGGCGGCCAUGACGCCCACGCCAACCUCAAGUCCCACCCCGCCCACGGCGGCCAUGACGGUUGUGACCACCUCAAGUCCUACCCAGGCGGCCACGACACCCGUGACCACCAUGAGUCCCACGGCGGCCAUGACACCUGUGACCACCCCGAGUCCCUCGAGUCCCACCACAACCACGGCGGCCAUGACACCUGUGGCCACCAUGAGUCCCACGGCGGCCAUGACACCCAUGAUGACCUCAAGUCCUACCACGGCGGCCAUGACACCUGUGGCCACCAUGAGUCCCACGGCGGCCAUGACAGUUGUGACCACAUCAAGUCCUACGGCGGCCACGACGCCCGUGACAACCUCAAGUCCCACCAAGGCGGCCAUGACACCCGUGACCACCUCAAGUCCCACCAAGGCGGCCAUGACACCCGUGACCACCUCAAGUCCAAUGGCGGCCAUGACACCUGUGACCACCACAAGUCCAAUGGCGGCCAUGACACCCGUGACCACCACAAGUCCAAUGGCGGCCAUGACACCCGUGACCACCUCAAGUCCAAUGGCGGCCAUGACACCCGUGACCACCACAAGUCCAAUGGCGGCCAUGACGCCCAUGACCACCUCAAGUCCCACCAAGGCGGCCAUGACACCCGUGACCACCACAAGUCCAAUGGCGGCCAUGACAGCUGUGACCACCUCAAGUCCCACCAAGGCGGCCAUGACACCCGUGACCACCUCAAGUCCCACCAAGGCGGCCAUGACACCCAUGACCACCUCAAGUCCAAUGGCGGCCAUGACACCCGUGACCACCUCAAGUCCCACCAAGGCGGCCAUGACGCCCGUGACCACCACAAGUCCCACCAAGGCGGCCAUGACACCCGUGACCACCUCAAGUCCAAUGGCGGCCAUGACACCCGUGACCACCUCAAGUCCCACCAAGGCGGCCAUGACACCCGUGACCACCACAAGUCCCACCAAGGCGGCCAUGACACCCGUGACCACCACAAGUCCAAUGGCGUCCAUGACACCCGUGACCACCUCAAGUCCCACCAAGGCGGCCAUGACACCCGUGACCACCACAAGUCCAAUGGCGGCCAUGACACCCGUGACCACCUCAAGUCCCACCAAGGCGUCCAUGACACCCGUGACCACCACAAGUCCCACCCCGCCCACGGCGGCCAUGACACCCACCUCAAUUCCAACCACACCCCCAUCGGCCAUGACGCCCCCCCAGGCCCCGCCCCCUUCACAGGGCGUGUCCGUGGGCGCCAUGCGUGGGUCGGGACGGCGGGACGCGGGUCCCCCCCCCGUCACCCACCCUGCGCUCCAGCGCCGCAGCGGUAACACCAUCACGGUGCGACCGCGCCGCGCCGCGUCCCCCCCCGCGCCCCCCGUGUCCCCGGCGGGUCCCCCGGCCCCCGAGGCGCCCCCUGGGGUCCCCAAGAAGCGUUACCCCACGGCCGAGGAGAUCACGGUGAUCGGGGGGUACCUGGUGCUGCCGCGCUCCUGCCUGGCCAAGAGGCACCCCCGGCAGAAGAAGCUCAAGAUCUGGUUCAGCGAGCGGGACCUGGAGCGCACGUUCCGUUACCCACCGGAGGGGGCGGUUUGGGGACCCCCCGAGGACCCCCCAGGACCCCCCGGGACCCCCCGGGACCCCGAUGACGAUGAUGACGAUGAGGAAACGUCCCCAACGCGGGGGACACCGGGGGGGCUGCGGGGACGCGCCCUCAUCGUGGACGAAUCCUGUCGCCGAUAACCCCCCAGCGGGGGGGGGAUGGGGACCCCAAAACCCCCCAAGACCCCCAACCCCCCCCUCGCCGGACCCUCAGGACCCCCAGGCAGGACACACGGACACCAGCGUCUGUCCCAGCGUCAUUUUGGGGGCGUUUCGGUUCUUUUCUCCCCAUUUUGUAGCUUUUUCUAGCGGGGGGGGGGGCGGGGGGUGAUUAUCAUUAACGAGUUUAUGUCUUUUUUAGCCUAAUUAAGGGGUUUUUAUAGGGGGUUUUGUCAGUAUUGGGCCAAGCGGAGCUGCCCCAGUAAUGAACUGGGACGGACUGGGAUGGGGGGGGAGGGGACAUGUCAGUAUUAACAGGGUGGGGGGGGAGGGGAUUUAUGGCUGUGGAGACAAUGGGGGGACAAUGGAGGGACAAUGGAGGGGGGUCAAUGGAGGGGGGGACGGUUGAGGUCGAGGAGGAUGGAGGAGAAAUGGAGGCCGAAGCCUGAGGCCUGCUCCCGUUGCCAUGGCAAUGCAGCUUGAGGCCUGUUCGUGUUGCUAUGGUGAUGAAGCCUGAGGCCUGAUCCUGUUGCCAUAGUGAUGCAGCCUGAGGCUUGCUCCGGUUGCUAUGGUGAUGAAGCCUGAGGCCUGUUCAUGUUGUCAUGGCAAUGAAGCCUGAGGCCUGCUCCUGUUGCCAUAGUGAUGCAGCCUGAGGCCUGCUCCGGUUGCUAUGGUGAUGAAGCCUGAGGCCUGUUUGUGUUGCCACAGCGAUGAAGCCUGAGGCCUGUUCGUGUUGCCAUGGUGAUGAAGCCUGAGGCCUGCUCCUGUUGCCAUAGUGAUGCAGCCUGAGGCCUGCUCCUGUUGCCACGGCAAUGAAGCCUGAGGCCUGUUUGUGUUGCUAUGGUGAUGAAGCCUGAGGCCUGCUCCUGUUGCCACGGCAAUGAAGCCUGAGGCCUGUUUGUGUUGCUAUGGUGAUGAAGCCUGAGGCCUGCUCCUGUUGCCAUGAUGAUGAAGCCUGAGGCCUGCUCCUGUUGCUAUGGUGAUGAAACCCGAGGCCUGCUCCUGUUGCCAUGGCAAUGAAGCCUGAGGCCUGUUUGUGUUGCUAUAACGAUGAAGCCUGAGGCCCACUCCUGUUAUCAUGGCAAUGAAGCUUGAGGCCUGUUCCGGUUGCUAUGGUGAUGAAGCCUGAGGCCUGUUUGUGUUGCCAUGGUGAUGAAGCCUGAGGCUUACUGUUCCUGUGACAAUGAAGCCUGAGGCCUGCCCCUGUUGCCAUAGUGAUGCAGCCUGAGGCCUGCUCCUGUUGCCACGGCAAUGAAGCCUGAGGCCUGUUUGUGUUGCUAUGGUGACGAAGCCUGAGGCCUGCUCCCAUUGCAAUGGUGAUGCAGCCUGAGGCCUGCUCCUGUUGCCAUGAUGAUGAAGCCUGAGGCCUGCUCCUGUUGCCAUGGCAAUGAAGCCUGAGGCCUGUUUGUGUUGCUAUGGUGAUGAAACCUGAGGCCUGCUCCUGUUGCCAUGGCAAUGAAGCCUGAGGCCUGUUCGUGUUGCCAUGGUGAUGAAGCCUGAGGCCUGCUCCUGUUGCCAUGGCAAUGAAGCCUGAGGCCUUGCUGCUGCUUGGCCACGCUGUAUCGCGACAAGUGACCAUAAAACGUGACAAGUGACAAUAAAACGUGACAAGUGACAAUAAAAGGUGACAGCGGCCGCUCUGA
Messenger RNA from Columba livia (rock pigeon), 4499 nucleotides. RefSeq names its product protein phosphatase 1 regulatory subunit 18 (gene PPP1R18). Gene Ontology annotation, molecular function: phosphatase binding. The record is from RefSeq and is a predicted model, not a curated record. Lineage: Eukaryota; Metazoa; Chordata; Aves; Columbiformes; Columbidae. The transcript has 3 exons. The coding region runs from base 124 to 2838 and encodes 904 amino acids.